This is a messenger RNA of Anguilla anguilla (European eel), 3747 nucleotides long. RefSeq names its product peptidyl-prolyl cis-trans isomerase FKBP8-like. The transcript is spliced from 9 exons. Gene Ontology annotation, molecular function: protein binding; peptidyl-prolyl cis-trans isomerase activity. The record is from RefSeq and is a predicted model, not a curated record. The coding region runs from base 159 to 1457 and encodes 432 amino acids. Lineage: Eukaryota; Metazoa; Chordata; Actinopteri; Anguilliformes; Anguillidae.
AAAAGAUCCAAGCGAAUCCAAGGUGAGCAGGAACCUUUAGCCAGUUAGCCAGCUGGCUAGCUUGCUUGCUGGAAUUGAUGCAAUUUUAUAACUUUAAACCGCUUUCGAUUUAAAGUGGCGAAUAACUUGUCCAGGAGAUUCCGCUCUAAGACGAAUCGAUGGCCACCUUGGAGGAGGUGCCGGUAGCCGUCGGUGGCGGGGGGGACCCCGAGGGUAACGCCGGCCAAUCGGAUGCCAGCGAGGGGGGAUCCCCCUCAGCCGAAACCUCGGGACCAGCCCACGCCUCCCUGCUGGACAGCGGCGAGGACUUCGACAUUCUGAACGGCGAAGAGGAGGGUGGCCCUGAUGAUGAUGAUGACGACGAUGAUGAUGACCUCCCACCUCUGGAAGACAUUAACAAGGAGAAGAAGACGCAGGAGAAGAGCAGAGCAGAGGAUUCUGGGAUUUCUGCCCCUGGGGCGGACUCUUCCCCAGCUCAGACCACAGAAUGGCUGGAUGUGUUGGGAAAUGGGCAGCUGAAGAAGAAGAUGGUGGAGGCGGGGAAAGGGCCGGAGAGCAGGCCGCGCAAGGGCCAGAACGUCAGGGUCCACCUCAAGACCUCAUUGGCCGACGGCACCACCGUGGAGGAGGAGCCCAGCCUCUCUUUCACUCUCGGGGACGGUGAUGUCAUCCAGGCGCUGGACCUCGCCGUGCAGCUGAUGGAGCUGGAGGAGACAGCUCUGGUCCAAACUGAUGCCAAAUACGCCUAUGGAACUGUGGGGAGUGUGGCCCCCCCUGUGCCCCCCGGGGCAGAUCUGACCCUGGAGCUGAGGUUGCUGGAGGUCGGCGACGCCCCCGACCUGGAGCUGCUGCCCCCGGCGGAGCGGACCGCCCUGGCGGACAGGAAGAGGGAGCGCGGGAACGCACACUACCAGCGCGGCGACUACGCCUUCGCCAUCAACUCCUACGCCCUCGCCCUGCAGGCGGCCGAGUCCAGCUCCAAAGUGGACAUCAGCCCGCAGGAAGAGGCGGAGCUUCUGGACGUGAAGGUGAAGUGCCUGAACAACAUGGCCGCCGCCCAGCUGAAGCUGGAUCACCUGGAGGCCGCCCUGCGCUCCUGCGUGUCCGUGCUCGCCCACCAGCCCGACAACGUCAAGGCCCUCUUCCGCAAGGGCAAGGUCUUGGCGCUGCGGGGAGAGUACACGGAAGCCAUCAGAGACUUAAAGAGUGCCCUGAAACUGGAGCCCAGCAACAAGACCAUCCACGCCGAGCUCUCCAAGCUGGUGAAGAAGCACUCGGAGCACAAGGGGGCGGAGCAGGCCAUGUACAAGAAGAUGCUGGGAAACCCCGCCCCCACCGCCCCGCAGAAGCACCAGGGCAAGUCCUCAUGGAGCGUCAGCUGGAAGUGGUUGUUCGGUGCCACUGCGGUCGCCAUCGGGGGCGUGGCCUUAUCCGUUGUCAUCGCCGCCAGGAACUAAGGGUAUUGGUGGGUCACUCGGCUCCGCUCCUCACCCACCCACUCACCCACCCAACCCAACCCAACCCAACCCAACCCAACAAAAAAAAUACAACAGCAGCUUGUGGGCGGAGUCAGAGAUACGUGGCGCUUGAUUGCACCUCCAAAGACUCCCGAGAUGAAGAUUCAGACGGGAGCCAAUGGGAGCUGAGGAUUGGGUCUGUGAGGGAGGGGGGCUCUGUUUAAACUGCGCCGAUGUCUCCUACACUGGUUUUAGAGAAGAGAGAAAAAAAAAAUGUGAUUGGGGAUUAUCAUUUAUUGUGUCCUGUGUUUGUGAGAAAUGACCCCUGUUGUCCUGAUAGUGUGUAUGGAUGGGUGUGAAACUCGUGCUGUCUGUCUGGAGGCUUGAUUGGUGUGGGUGCCUGUUCAUUAUUUAAUUUGCCCCCCCCUCAUUAAUCAUGGAGGGCUGUGGUCCAUAACCGUCCACCCCCCUGGCAAAUAUGAGGACUCUUUAUACAUUAAUCAGGGCAAGCCACAAAAUCUUUUUUUUUUUAUUGAAUAGCUUUGCAAUCCUUCACCCAUUCCAAAUGUAAAUUUCUACUCAAGGAUUUGAGGAACCAAAAGGUAGUUAAACUUUUUUUGUACUGGUUCAUUUGAGAGGUAUAUUUAGUAGUUUUCUCUUUUUAACAGAAAUCCUUUAAGGGUGUCAUCUGAACCUAUGGAAUGUUCUAGUUUUCCAAUCAAAUGUCUGAGACUUGCACACAGGGAUGAUAACUCUUAAGCUGAUAGUUGGGGCCUAGCAGCAGUCUCAUUGAAUUGUGGGAAAUGUAGUCUGCAUAAUGGCAAAAACCCAUACCACCUGUUCCUGAGAACUAUUGCUAUUAGUGAUUGGAGAGUUAGUGAACCCAAAAUGGGUGGAGCUACAAGGAUCUGUCAGUCAUUGGCUUGUUUAAACCAAUCAAAUGCUCUGUCUCCACAAUAGAACAAUUGGUUGAAAUGUGUAAGCAAAUGAUGGUGCUUGCUAGUUACGGCUGUUUGUGCUUUCAUGAAUCCUGGCUUUUUUUUUAUCACUAGCUGAUAGUGGGUAGAACCAGGAGUGAAUAAUUUCUUGCUUUGUGUUUCUUUUUUGUUGUUUAUAGCUCUGGACCAUACCUCACUGUAUGAACUUUCCAAGACCUACAGUUGUUUUUAGGGGAUUAUUCCAACAGAGCUGUUGGAUUUAUUUUGAUAUUUUGUGAUUUAAAAAAAAAUUAUAUUAUUCUGCCAUUUUCAUUUGACGAAUAUAUAUAUGAAAUGUUCAUCUCCACAUUAUCAGGGGUACAAACAGAGACUGGCUUGGAUUAGAAGUAAACUUAUUUAUAGAAACACACACACACACUGCUGGCUUCUACACCGUUUAUGCACCGCAACGGCAUUUUGAAACUAUUAAGCGUCCGAAUAAAAGGACAGCACUGUGAAUUUCUGUUCUAGCCCCUCCCCUUUAGCGUGCUGUUUCUGUCGCUUUCUGGUGUAUUAUGCUAACGGUCGGGCCGAAGUCAUCGUUCGUGAUGCAGAUUAGCAGCUUCUGCUGUCCAAUCGUCUGUUUCGCUGCAGCGCUCUACAGGCUACUCACCGCUCGCUGCUUUUGCAGCAGUCGCCCAAAAGAUGCAGGUUUUAAAGUUUUUUUACAUUUUUUUAUUUUGAACUGGUGAGAGAGGAGAGGCUCGUUCCCUGUCGGGACCUGCGAGCCAGGCUCGUUCCCUGCCGGGACCUGCGAGCCAGGCUCGUUCCCUGCCGGGACCUGCUAGUCAGGCUCGUUCCCUGUCGGGACCUGCGAGCCGGGCUCGUUCCCUGUCGGGACCUGCGAGCCCGGCUCGUUCCCUGUCGGGACCUGCGAGGCGGGCUCGUUCCCUGUCGGGACCUGCGAGCCGGGCUCGUUCCCUGCCGGGACCUGCUAGUCGGGCUCGUUCCCUGUCGGGACCUGCGAGCCGGGCUCGUUCCCUGCCGGGACCUGCUAGUCAGGCUUGUUCCCUGUCGGGACCUGCGAGCCGGGCUCGUUCCCUGUUGGGACCUGCGAGCCCGGCUCGUUCCCUGUCGGGACCUGCGAGGCGGGCUCGUUCCCUGUCGGGACCUGCAAGCCGGGCUCGUUCCCUGUCGGGACCUGCUUUGUUCCUGGGUGAAAGGGGCGCUGCCGUGGCGCCCGCAGGCGGCAUCCUGGCGUGAACCGCUUCUGUAGGAAUAGCCAGCUGUGUGAGCCAGCUGAGAGCCAUGUGUAAGUGCGUCUGUCAGGAAAAUAAUAAAAGUUAAUAAAUGGCGAAUGGACCAGGACCUUU